This is a messenger RNA of Exophiala dermatitidis NIH/UT8656, 6198 nucleotides long. Its product is annotated as pre-mRNA-splicing factor rse1. Gene Ontology annotation, cellular component: nucleus; U2 snRNP. Gene Ontology annotation, biological process: mRNA splicing, via spliceosome. NCBI's taxonomy places the organism in Eukaryota, Fungi, Ascomycota, Eurotiomycetes, Chaetothyriales, Herpotrichiellaceae. Gene Ontology annotation, molecular function: protein binding; U2 snRNA binding. The transcript is spliced from 3 exons. The record is from RefSeq and is a predicted model, not a curated record. Bases 558 to 4190 code for a protein of 1210 amino acids.
GCGUGAUAAAGAACCGACUGCAGUUGGGUUGUGCUGUACAACCGCCGGUUUCCUGACCUCGGCGUCUGACAAACAAAUGAAGCAAUUAUCGCAGAUGUCAUCGGCAGGCGCCUGCUCGGAUUAUUAUUGAGGGCGCAGAAGGCUCAAUAAGGCGGGUUUAGGGGCGCCUUCAGAACGCCGGGGGCCAGAUGCGUGCACUUCCAGCCUCCCGCAACUGAGGGGCACCGCGAAGGUGCUCACCAGCGCUGGAUGAGUAAGCGGCUUGCACGUCAAUUCAACUCCUCGACUGAGCGUGGUCUUGGCGUUCCGCGACUUUUUUUCCGCCUCGUGUCGACACCUCCAACGAUACAGAAAAGUCCACCGGGAGGCUUGCUCUCCUUCAGCAGCAAUAUCUUAUUGUCUCAAGCCUCCAAGACCGCUCUCAGGUAUCUGAUGAGCCCGACGGUCCAGCUGAAACUACAUUAUGCCCGAUUUAUUUUGAUCACUGCGUACCCGCUCCCAGCCUCUGAGAGUGCCGUAUAGUCGUCUCCCCAGGCUUUUGCCCUUUUGCGUCCAACAUGGCGACCACAAGCUCCAUGUUCAUGUACAACUUGACUAUCCAACCGCCAUCAGCUAUUACUUCAGCCGUGUUGGGCCAAUUUGCUGGUACAAAAGAGCAACAGAUCAUCACAGCAUCUGGCUCGAAGCUCACCAUCCACAGACCCGACCCUUCUCAGGGCAAAAUCUCGCCGCUGUUCACCCAAGACUGCUUCGGUAUCAUCAGAUCGUUGGCCGCGUUCAGGUUAGCUGGCAGUAGCAAAGACUACCUCAUUGUAGGCUCCGACUCGGGUCGCAUUACAAUCCUUGAGUAUGUGAAGGACCAGAACCGCUUCAACCGUGUCCAUCUUGAGACUUUUGGCAAAUCCGGGAUUAGAAGAGUCAUCCCGGGGCAGUACCUCGCGGUCGAUCCCAAAGGAAGAGCAUGUAUUAUUGCCUCGGUGGAGAAGAAUAAGCUGGUCUAUGUCUUGAACAGAAAUGCCCAAGCAGAGCUCACUAUCUCUUCGCCGCUCGAAGCUCAUAAGCCGCAAACUUUGGUCUUCGACUGCGUGGCGCUGGACGUGGGAUAUGAAAAUCCUAUUUUUGCAGCCCUGGAAGUGGAUUAUACGGAAGUAGACCAGGAUCCAACCGGCCAAGCUUUGCAGGAAGUGGAAAAAUUACUGGUCUAUUAUGAACUUGAUCUCGGACUCAACCAUGUCGUUCGGCAAUGGGCGGAACCUGUCGCACGAGAUGCGACGAAGCUUUUCCAGAUUCCCGGAGGUUCGGACGGCCCCAGUGGUGUCCUCGUAUGCGCAGAGGACAAUAUUACAUAUCGACAUUCCAACCAGGAAGCUUUCCGCGUACCUAUACCGCGCAGGCGUGGCGUUCUGGAGAAUCCCGAGCGCAAACGGCAUAUCGUGGCCGGGGUGAUGCACAAGAUGAAAGGCCAGUUCUUUUUGCUGUUGCAGACCGAAGAUGGUGACCUGUUCAAAGUGACCAUCGAUAUGGUAGAGGACGACAAUGGGCAACUCACUGGCGAAGUCAGAGCGUUGAAGAUCAAGUACUUCGACACCGUUCCGGUGGCCAACAGUCUCCAUAUUCUCAAGAGUGGUUUCCUGUUCGUGGCGAGUGAAUCUGGCAAUCACCACUUUUACCAAUUUGAGAAGCUCGGAGACGACGAUGAAGAGACAGAGUUCACAAGUGACGACUACCCGGCCGACCCAACAGCAGCCUAUACGCCAGCAUUUUUCCAUGUGCGACCACUGUCUAACCUCAAUCUCGUCCAAAGUGUUGACGCGGCAAAUCCCUUGCUGGAUUGUAAAGUCGCGAAUCUUCUCGAUGAAGAUGCCCCACAGAUAUACUCGAUAUGUGGUGCGGGCGCACGGAGCAGUUUCAAGACCUUGAAGCAUGGCUUGUCUGUGUCGGAAAUUGUCGAAUCGGAACUGCCUGAUAAACCUGAGGCUGUAUGGACGACAAAGUUGACAAGAGACGACCAAUACGAUGCUUACAUUAUCCUGUCGUUCAGAACCGGGACCCUAGUGUUGAGCAUUGGGGAAACGGUCGAAGAAGUUACUGACACUGGAUUCCUUUCGACUGCACCUACUCUCGCCGUCCAGCAGCUCGGUGAAGACGCUCUGGUUCAAGUUCACCCCAAAGGUAUUCGGCAUAUUCGGGCAGACAAGCGAGUCAAUGAAUGGCCUGCACCUCAACAUCGUUCCAUAGUUGCUGCCACUACAAACGAGCGUCAAGUUGCAGUGGCUUUGAGUUCCGGCGAGAUUGUCUACUUUGAGAUGGACACCGACGGGUCUCUGGCCGAAUACGACGAGAGAAGGGAAAUGACUGGAACAGUCACCUGCUUAAGCCUGGGCGACGUUCCAGAAGGACGUGUUAGAAGCUCCUUCCUUGCUGUUGGUUGUGAUGACUCGACCGUUCGAAUCCUGAGCCUCGACCCCGACUCGACUUUGGAGAACAAAUCUGUGCAAGCUCUUACGUCGGCGCCGUCGGCGCUUUCGAUCAUGGCCAUGGCAGACUCGACAUCGGGUGGUACCACUAUGUACCUUCAUAUCGGUCUCUACUCUGGCGUCUACCUGCGUACAGUUCUAGAUGAGAUAACCGGGGAGCUUUCAGAUACCCGCACCCGUUUCUUGGGUUUGAGGCCUGCGAAGCUAUUUCGCGUCUCGGUCAAAGGUCAGAACGCCGUUAUGGCAUUGAGUUCUCGGCCCUGGCUUGGCUACACAGAUACCCAAACCAACGGAUUCAUGUUGACGCCCUUGGAUUAUGUUCCCUUGCAGUAUGUUUGGAAUUUCACCAGCGAACAGUGUCCUGAAGGGAUGGUCGGUAUCCAGGGGCAGAACUUGAGAAUCUUCUCCAUUGAGGAUCUUUCUCGGAACCUCCUCCAGGAGAACAUCCCGCUACCGUACACCCCCAGGAAAUUCGUCAAGCAUCCUGACCAACCGCUAUUCUACGUCAUCGAAGCCGACAACAAUGUGCUUGCGCCGGCGACACGACAAAAGCUCCUCAAUGAAUCUACGGCAGUCAACGGCGAUGCUGUCAUUCUUCCCCCAGAAGAAUUUGGAUAUCCCAAAGCAACCGGACACUGGGCAUCAUGUAUCCAGGUGGUAGAUCCUGUCAACACCAAGUCAGUCGUCUUCACUCUGGAACUGGAGGAUAAUGAAUGUGCCACGAGUAUCACCACGGCACCAUUUGCAAGUCAGGACGAUGAAGUCUUUCUGAUCGUUGGUACGGCGAAGGACUUGGUAGUGAGUCCUCGGUCUUUCUCCGCGGGAUUCCUUCAUGUGUAUCGCUUCCACGAGGAUGGCAAAGAGCUUGAGUUUAUCCAUAAAACAAAGGUUGAACAACCACCGACAGCAUUACUCGCAUUCCAGGGACGCCUUCUGGCAGGCGUGGGCCCCGAUCUGAGAAUAUAUGACCUUGGUAUGAAGCAAAUGCUGCGAAAAUGCCAGGUCACCACUCCCAACCUCAUUGUCGGCCUUCAGACACAAGGGAGUAGGAUCAUUGUGAGCGACAUUCAAGAGAGUGUCACUUAUUGUGUGUAUAAGUUCCAGGAGAACAAACUCAUUCCUUUUUGCGACGACGUUAUUGCGCGCUGGACAACAUGCUGCACUAUGGUCGAUUAUGAAACAGUUGCAGGUGGUGACAAGUUCGGAAAUCUCUGGAUGCUGCGAUGUCCGCAGAAGGUUUCGGAAGAGGCAGACGAAGAUAACUCUGGUGUUCAUUUACUUCAUGAGAGGGGAUAUCUCAACGGCACUCCCAAUCGACUCAGUCUGAUGAUACACUACUUUCCCGGCGACAUCCCGACGAGUAUCCAAAAAACCAAUCUUGUUGCGGGUGGUCGGGACGUGGUUUUCUGGACAGGCUUUCAAGGAACGCUUGGGAUCCUUGUGCCCUUUGUCAGCCGUGAAGACGUCGACUUUUUCCAGUCACUGGAGAUGCAACUGGCUUCAAGCAAUGGAAAUCCACCUCUGCUUGGGCGGGACCAUCUGAUAUAUCGCUCAUACUACGCACCUUCAAAGGGCGUGAUUGAUGGCGACCUCUGCGAGACAUUCUUCCUGCUGCCGAACGAUAAGAAGUUGAUGAUCGCCGGCGAACUUGAUCGCUCUGUUCGGGAGAUCGAACGCAAAAUAUCCGAUAUGAGGACGAGGGUGGCUUAUUGAUGAAGGUGUUUGAUUGCGAUUUGUUGCUCACGUUGAAGUAUAUGUUUGAUGAUACCCAUAUGAAGAGGCGAUAGGCUGCUAUUCCAGACAGCCUCCGAAUGACAUACUGACAUGAAGAGUUUUGAGGGGACCUCCUGAACCGAAUAUUUUUCUCACUUCACGCUGUGCUUGUGCCGUCAUUUCCCUUUCAACGUCUCUUACCUCGCUCGGUCCAUCGUUUCCAUCGAUUGAUCUUGAGCUGGAUGCUGUCCGCUUCUUCUAGUGGUCCACGCAUGAGACAAGAGCAAUGCCGACUUUGGCACUGGCCGAUCUUUGAGUACGAUCCCAUGUUUUGCGAUAUGGUGGGUGUUGUAAUUUAUGCGGCAAGACAUACAGAGAACCUACAUACAACAAGGCCUGUUUGUUCAGUAAUAGCCCUUGGCGCUCUUGUGGUGUAAAGAGCUUAGAAGUCACGUCAUCGACAUUAACUAUAUGACUAUAUCCAGUAUCUUCAUCAAAUGCUUUCCGAUUACCGAUCAAGGCGGGGGAAUGAGAUCCAAACCUUCCACGGUCAGUUUGAAGACAUCCGACCGCGCGUAGUGUCCGGCGGCAUCAAAAUCCAAAUGACCGCGGUCGCAAUCGUCGAAGUCGACCUCUGUAUAGAGCAGCUCCUGCUCCUUCUCCCAACAUGGACCAGCAAGGGUCUUGCCCAUCGGAUUGACGAUACAAGAACCACCGACCGAGACAAAUUCGUCACCCUUGGGAUCGGAAGAGAUGCCAUGGACAGUGGAUUGCGGCGGCCGUGGGAACGUCUCGGGGGAUUCAUUUAUCGGUGUAGGGGCCGAUUCGGACGUGGCAGGGGCAUCUUUACAUCUCCAUGCAAUCUCAUGGUUCUCUUCUGUGCGCAUCGACAUGGACCUUCGGCGGCCCGCCUUGACCUCUGGAGAACUGCCGCCGGCGCCCGCGGGAGUUCCGUUGGGCAACGCAGUAGUGGUAGCAUUAAAGUGAUGCUUGGUGGUGCUCCCGUCGUGGCGGCUAUGUGGAUCUUGUUGUGUCCCAGUGAUCCAGCCAGGCAAAUGUUUUCUCCUAACACACUGAUUGGCACUGAGCACAAAACAGCGCCCUUCACACGCGACCGUCUUCAUCAACGGUUCCCAUGUAUCCCGCGCAUCUGCGGUCGGGGCCAACCACAGAUUCACACCUUGGCUGUACAGACUAUACCGCAGCAAGGGCAUAUAAUUCUCCCAACAGAUAGCAGUGCCCAUGACGACCCUGACACCAUUGAUAUUGGCCACGACCGCCUUGAGCGUCGAGGGUGACCCCUGCGCCCACACCAGUCUCUCCGAGCCGGUAGGCAUGACUUUUCUUCUCUUGCCGACAACGCCGCGCUUCGGGUCCACGUAGACGGCGGCACAAAACAGACUGCCGCCAGCCUUCUCGAUCACCCCAGUCACGAUAAACACGCCCGUCUCACGCGCCACUUCUUCCAGAAACUCUCGGGUCCCGUCGCCUCGUCGUCCCGUUUCCUUGUUCACGGGCAACCGCCGCUCAAUCCAGUCGUCGCCUGCACCGCCGGGACUGGGUGUGUCCCCUAGAUCGACUGCUGAUUUGGUGUAUGCUAGGAAUUGGUCGCGGCCAACAUCGCUGCGGGACCCGACGGCCGCGCCGAAUGAGCAGGUCCGUGGGUAGCCGCCUAGAUAGGCCUCCGGGAAUAAGAGGAUCGAUAUGCCUUUCUGGGCCGCGAGUGAGGUCGUCUCGCGGAGAGCCCAGAGGGUUUCUUGGAGAGUGUUGAGGGUGUGAGAUUGGGAGACUCCGAUCGUGAGCUUUUGCGGCAUUUUUUUUCUUCUGCUGUGCCCGCACUUCUUACUCGUCUGAAUCGCGGUAGCUAUGGAGUAGUGUAGCUCUGCACAGAGUGCGACCUAGCAGAGUUCACGACGAGUUGUGCUGUAGCUGGUAGAGUAAAGAGUAGCAACGGCGGUCGUGUAAGGUAUUAGAUUAGAUUUGGGACAAAGGUGCAAGUCUCCGUUGC